CUUUUCCUGCAAGGUUCCACCAAUCACAGCUAUUAAACCAUUAGCAACAUAAGGCAGGAAGCGAAGUGCUGCCUGUUGUUUCAGCCUCAAAUUUCCAGCACAUUCCUUCCUGUGAAUCAAUAGCGAAAAGAAAAAAAAAUAUAUAAAAAUAAAGCAAACUACUUCCAGGAGCUAAAUGAGAGCCUCGGAAUAACUGCAGCGGUCUGAGAUCAUUUGUGGAGCUGUCUCUUUGGUAACCGGCCGGUGAAUCAGUGGCUCGCUGAGAUGAAGCUUCUGCUACUACUGACAUUCCUGUCCACUGUAAAUGUUUUCUCUGCCACGAAAUUGAAACCCAACUUUGUCCUGAUAAUGGUUGAUGACCUUGGAAUUGGAGAUGUGGGAUGUUAUGGGAACAAAACACUCAGGACACCAAAUAUUGACAGAUUAGCUGCAGGAGGGGCCAAGCUUACACAACAUAUAGCAGCAUCUCCAUUAUGUACACCUAGCCGAGCAGCCUUCAUGACAGGCAGAUAUCCUGUCCGAUCAGGUUUGGCUGCUGAGUCAAUAUUUGGAGCUUUCAUAUUUUCAGCAUCUUCUGGCGGACUUCCAAAGAAUGAAGUAACUUUUGCUGAAAUUUUGAAAAAAGAAGGUUAUUCCACUGGAAUUAUAGGAAAAUGGCAUCUUGGACUGAAUAAAGAACAGAGAGAUGACUUUUACCACCAUCCUCUUAAUCAUGGGUUUGAUUAUUUUUAUGGAACAACAGUGACACAUUUACGAGACUGCAUCCCGGGAAAUGGCAGUGUAUUUCAAGCUGGAGCAGCUCAGUUUCUAAAGAGGACACUUGUAAUUGCUGUAAUAACACUCUUCACGCUUAUUUUCCUCAACUACAACAGGUUCCUCAAAAUACCCAGGAAAGUUUUUGAAUAUGUUUUUUUAUGCCUCAUCAUUUUUGUUGGACCAGUGAUUUUCUUUUUCUGGAAAUUUCAAUAUUUAAAUUGCUUUUUGAUGAGAAAUUACCAGGUUAUCCAACAACCAGUAGUAUAUGAGAAUCUAACCCAAAGGAUGACAAGUGAAGCUGUCAAGUUCAUACUAAGGAACCAAAACAAGCCCUUCCUUCUAUUCAUGUCAUACAUUCAAGUACACACAGCUCUUUAUGCUUCUUCUGAAUUUAGAGGAAAAAGCAAACAUGGCAUUUAUGGGGAUGCUGUUGAAGAAGUAGACUGGAGUAUAGGGAAAAUUGUCAAUGAGUUGCAUAAAAAUAAACAGCAAAACAACACAUUAAUAUAUUUUACAUCUGAUAAUGGAGCUCAUCUGGAAGAAGUUUCCUCUUCUGGGGAAGUUCAUGGAGGAUACAAUGGAAUCUUCAAAGGAGGAAAAGCGACUAACUGGGAAGGAGGAAUACGUGUUCCUGGACUUCUUUUUUGGCCUGGGGUUAUAAAACCAGAGACAGUUAUUAAUGAACCAACAAGUAACAUGGACAUAUUCCCCACAGUUGUCAAGCUCAGUGGUGCUUCUCUUCCACAGGACAGGAUUAUUGAUGGAUUGGACCUUAUGCCCUUAAUUCAAAGAAAAAGUGUCACAUCCGAACAUGAAUUCCUCUUCCAUUACUGUAAUGCAUAUUUAAAUGCAAUAAGGUGGAAUCAAAAAAACAGUUCAUCUAUUUGGAAGGUCUUUUUCUUUACUCCUAUUUUUUAUCCAGAAGAAUCUGAAGGCUGUUUCAAUAGUCUUGUUUGUCCAUGCUUUGGACAUCUUACCACAAAGCACGAUCCUCCAUUACUUUUUGAUCUAUCCAGAGACCCGGGUGAAAAGAAUCCACUUACACCACAGACUGAACCUAAUUUCUAUAAUAUUUUAAGAACAAUAGAGGAAGCAACAAAGAUUCAUAGAGAAAAUAUUGCAGUGGUAGAGAAUCAAAUGUCAUUGAAGAAUGUUAUUUGGAAACCAUGGCUUCAGGCUUGCUGCUCAUCCUGGCUUGAGUUUUGUUCCUGUGACCAAGAUGAAAAAUUUGUUUUGGCAUGAUCUACCUAAAUAUAAAAAUAAAUAAGAAAUGGAAUACAA
Messenger RNA from Hyla sarda, 2037 nucleotides. RefSeq names its product steroid sulfatase (gene STS). The transcript is spliced from 10 exons. Gene Ontology annotation, molecular function: arylsulfatase activity. NCBI's taxonomy places the organism in Eukaryota, Metazoa, Chordata, Amphibia, Anura, Hylidae. The record is from RefSeq and is a predicted model, not a curated record. Bases 265 to 1998 code for a protein of 577 amino acids.